Messenger RNA from Blepharisma stoltei, 951 nucleotides. NCBI's taxonomy places the organism in Eukaryota, Ciliophora, Heterotrichea, Heterotrichida, Blepharismidae. The record is from the annotation of a GenBank genome assembly.
AUGAGGAAUUCAGACAGUUUAUCAAGAGCCGAUUUAGCUAGAAGAUCCUGAAGACUUAUGUCAAAAAACAACAAAGUACUCCCAUUUUACUUAAGCUCAGACUCUUCUUUUCGAAGCUCGAAAAACAACGCCAAUGCUGAGAAGCUGUGCAAGAUCUGUUUCGACUCAGAGACCGAGACCCAUGCUUUAAUAUCCCCUUGUCAAUGCUCAGGGUCAAUUAAAUAUAUCCACCAAGAAUGCCUCAAGGCUUGACUUUUAUCAAAAAAUGAAGACUUGUCCAGUGUGACCUGUGAGCUUUGUAAAACUCCAUAUCUAAUGACCUAUGAUAUCUGCAAUAAAUGCAAGCCUCAAAAAAAAUGAUGCGACCCAUCCAGAACAGUCUACACAGUUAUAUUAUUCGUUCUCUUUGUACUAGUGCUUCUCACUAUGCUUCUUAUAAGUCAAAACAUCCUUAUUUUUAGCGGAAAAUGAGGCGAUGUUUAUAAAAAUUGUUUAUAUGUAGUUUGUACAUUUUUUGAUACAAUUAUUUUUCUCACAUUAUUAAAGGUCCAGAAGGAGUCAUGCUUUGAAAGCACCCUUACAAACUGGAAAAUCUUAGAUUACCCAUUAGAGCAGGUAGAAAACAAAUACUUAAAAGCAGAAAAUACAAAUAUGGAAUUAAUUAGCAGCUCGAUAUACAAGAUCCCAGAAGAUAUUAUUAUAUCAGGGAAAAGAGUAAAAGCUCCUUCAAUAUUUCCAAGGUUAAUUCCAAUUAUUCAAGGAGGAAAGUUAACAGGGUACAGCCAUGCUUUAAGCAAGUCUGAUUGCUUUCAACUGGAAAAAAUUAAAGAAAUGGCGCUUCAUUCGGAGCCUUCAUCAGUAGUGAAUUUAAAGUCAUGUCCUGAUGAAAAGCGAAAUUCUUGCAAUGAGUCAGUCAUGCAGAAUUCUGGUGAGAAAACUUUUAUUUCAUAG